CCGUAAUUUUUGACCUUUGAACUUUUUUGUUUACACCAAGUCGCUUUUCUCCUGUUCAAAACACUUAUUGAACUGUGGACUGUGGGGCGUGGGCCUUCUCGGACAAGUACUAUUUUAUCUAGAUCUAAAUUAAAAGCUGGUCACCAUGGCAUCAGGAGAGCAGAUCACAUUGGAUUUUACUAAGCUGGAGGCCCCACCUGCUUUGAAUGAUGAAGUAGAAAAGUCUCUUUCAGCUGUAUCAAAGACAGUAAACGUGUCUGUCUCAGGAAAGGAACUCAAAAUCUAUGUGGAAGAGGUUGUGAAGAAAGACAGUACACCCAGAUUUGGAAUUCUUUUCUUGCAUGGAAUGAGAUUUUCCUCCAAGAACUGGUUGGAUAUCAAGUCUGUGUGUCAUGUGGCCAACUGGGGUUACCGAGCAGUUGCUGUAGACCUUCCAGGUUAUGGUAAAAGUGUCAAUACUAUGGCACCAGAGCUUAACUCUGAGUUAUUACAGAGUUUGAUGAGAGUGCUCGACCUGCAGCGCCCAGUGAUUGUAUCGCCCUCAAUGAGUGGAUCUUUCUCCUUGCCUUAUCUGUUUGAAAAGCCUGGGUCUUGCCAAGACAGGAGCAGAGGCUAUGUACCUGUGGCUCCCGUCCUCACCGAAAAAUUUGUGGCCAACUAUAAACAAGUUGAGCUUCCGACUUUAGUCGUUGUUGGAACAAAUGACAAGAUGCUUGGAGCUGAAAGUACCAAAAACCUGAUGCAGCUGCCUCGUGCUCAGUACGCGCCCAUAGAAGGUGCUGGACAUGCCUGCUAUCUGGACAACCCGGAUGCAUUUCACAGACUGCUUUUCUUUUUCUUGCAGCAGUUGAAGGACUGAUUCCUUAGAAAAGAGAGAUACUAUGAGUGAAGGACUGAUUUCUGCUGUCAAUUGAUUUAUUGAGAAUGUCUGCUUUCUCUGAUUUCAGAAUCGAUUCUAUAUUUGGAGUCUUGUCAUGUCAUCUGCUGAUUUCUUGUGAAUGGCUGAUUUGUUGUACAGAGCAUCAUAAAACUGAGAAUAAAACAGUGUUAGAAUGAAAAA
This is a messenger RNA of Aplysia californica (California sea hare), 1060 nucleotides long. Its product is annotated as protein ABHD14B. Bases 146 to 859 code for a protein of 237 amino acids. Gene Ontology annotation, cellular component: cytoplasm. The transcript has 5 exons. The record is from RefSeq and is a predicted model, not a curated record. Lineage: Eukaryota; Metazoa; Mollusca; Gastropoda; Aplysiida; Aplysiidae.